This is a messenger RNA of Syngnathus acus (greater pipefish), 343 nucleotides long. RefSeq names its product ATP synthase membrane subunit ea (gene atp5mea). The record is from RefSeq and is a predicted model, not a curated record. Bases 74 to 289 code for a protein of 71 amino acids. Gene Ontology annotation, molecular function: proton transmembrane transporter activity. Gene Ontology annotation, biological process: proton motive force-driven ATP synthesis. NCBI's taxonomy places the organism in Eukaryota, Metazoa, Chordata, Actinopteri, Syngnathiformes, Syngnathidae. The transcript is spliced from 4 exons.
GGGGCGCUGUGUUGUCUUUGAUUCACUUGAAUAGAAGAAGAAAAAGGCGGAAGUGAACGUCCUUGUCUCCAACAUGGCUCCCCCCGUAGCAGUAUCGCCACUCAUCAAGACGGCCCGGUGGUCUGCCCUGUUGCUCGGCGUCUUCUAUGGCAAACAGAGGUUUGAGUACCUGAAGCCCAUCGCAGCGGAGGAGCGGAAGGUGGAGGAGGCUGAAAAGAAGGCUCGCGAGGAGCAGGAGCGCAUUGCCAAAGAAUUGGCCGAAGCCAAUUCAGAUACCAUCCUCAAGUGAGCUACUUAGCCUCCGUUAUGUUCUAAAUCAAAUAAAAGAUUGUUUUUCAUGUGA